AACGACUUACAGCAAUCUCAAGAGCCACUAAUAUUAUAUAGACCUAUCAUGUCUGAAGAACGUGCAAAGAAGAGGUCCAAGACUGCCAAGGAAGUGGAUCCAAAAGAUAACCCAUAUUUGGCACACUUGCAACCAACAAACGAGUUUUCACAAGUCGACUUCCAUGGUUUAAAAGCUGGUAAUACAACAGGUGCUCAAGCUGAAGUUGUAGAAAACGGCGACAUCAAUCCUUUCAACAACAAGCCUUUCUCCGCAAAGUAUAAGAAGAUUUUGGAAGGUCGCCGUAAAUUGCCUGUCCAUGCUCAGCGCAAUGAAUUUUUAGAGAUGGUACACAACAACCAGAUCAUUGUGCUUGUCGGUGAAACUGGAUCAGGAAAGACUACUCAAAUCCCGCAGUUCCUUGUCUACGAUGAUCUGCCCAACCUCAAGAAAAAGCAAAUCGCCUGUACUCAACCUCGUCGUGUCGCUGCCAUGUCCGUGGCUCAGCGUGUAGCUGAUGAAAUGGAUGUCCCUCUUGGUCAACAAGUUGGUUACAACAUUCGUUUCGAGGACAACACCAGUCCCUCAACCUUUUUAAAAUACAUGACGGACGGUAUGUUGCUCAGAGAAGCCAUGUCUGAUCCCCAAUUAUCCAGAUAUUCGGCUCUUAUUCUUGAUGAGGCUCACGAAAGGACCCUGAAUACCGAUAUUCUUAUGGGUCUUGUGAAGGAAAUCUGCAAGCGAAGACAGGACCUCAAGGUCAUUGUCAUGUCUGCUACUCUUGAUGCUGGAAAGUUUCAAAAGUAUUUCAACAAUGCUCCGCUUCUUAAUGUACCAGGUCGUACUUUCCCUGUCGAAAUUUACUAUACGCCAGAGCCUGAAAGAGACUAUUUGGAAGCCGCCAUUCGCACAGUACUUCAAAUCCACUUGUGUGAAUCUGAAGGUGACAUCUUGGUGUUCUUGACAGGUGAAGAGGAAAUUGAAGAUGCGUGUAGAAAAAUCAAAGCAGAGGCGGAUGAGCAAAUAAGACAAGUUGACUGCGGUCCGCUCAAGGUAGUCCCUCUGUACUCUUCACUUCCACCCAACGCACAACAACGAAUUUUCGACCCAGCUCCACCAGCACGUAAGGCAGGUGGUGCACCUGGUCGUAAAGUCAUCGUGUCUACCAACGUUGCUGAAACUUCCUUGACCAUUGAUGGUAUCGUGUAUGUUGUGGAUCCCGGAUUCUCCAAGCAAAAGGUGUACAAUCCAAGAAUCCGAGUUGAAUCUCUUCUUGUGUCUCCCAUCUCCAAGGCUUCUGCUCAACAACGUGCAGGUCGUGCUGGACGUACACGACCAGGAAAGGCUUUCCGUUUAUAUACCGAGAAUGCAUUUGUCAAGGAAUUGAUCGAACAGACAUACCCAGAAAUUCUUCGCAGCAACCUUGGCACUGUGGUUCUUCAGCUCAAGAAACUCAAGAUUGAUGAUUUGGUUCACUUUGACUUUAUGGACCCUCCGGCUCCAGAAACUUUGAUGCGUGCUUUGGAACUGUUGAACUACCUUGGUGCUCUUGACGACGAUGGUAAUCUGACUCCUCUUGGUGAAAUCAUGUCCAUGUUCCCAUUGGACCCUCAGCUCAGCAAGAUGUUGAUUGAAAGCCCUGGAUACUAUUGUUCAAAUGAAAUUCUGUCCAUCACAGCUUUGCUAUCAGUUCCCCAAAUCUUCAUUCGUCCCAAUGAAGCAAGAAAGGCUGCCGACGAAGCAAAGGCUCAAUUUGCUCACCCAGAUGGCGAUCACCUUACCUUACUCAACGCUUAUCACGCCUACAAAACCAAUGGUGCAGAUCCUAAAUGGUGUUAUGAUAAUUUUUUGAAUCAACGUUCUUUGAAGUCUGCCGACGACGUGCGCAAGCAAUUGAAGCGGACCAUGGAACAGUAUGAUUUAGACUUGGUAUCUACCAACUUUGAAGAUAAGAAUUAUUACACCAAUAUUCGCAAAGCUAUGGUGUCUGGCUAUUUCAUGCAAGUAGCCCAUUUGGAACGUACAGGCCAUUACCUUACUGUCAAGGAUAAUCAAGUGGUUGUCCUUCAUCCAUCAUGCUGCUUAGAUCACAAGCCUGAAUGGGUACUCUACAAUGAAUUUGUGUUGACUACACGAAAUUAUAUUCGAACAUGCACAGAAGUCAAGGCUGACUGGUUAUUGGAUUGCGCACCUCAAUAUUAUGAUCUCACCAACUUUCCCAAUUGCGAAGGCAAGCGGGUACUAGAAAAAGUUUGCGCACGUAGAGCUUCACGUGGGUACCAGGACGACAAGAAGUCUUCGAAGCAGCGAAGAAAGUAGCGGAGUUCCCGGUUGAAUUGUGCCUAAAAAAUAAAAAUCCGUUUCUCAAUUUACAUGUGUCAUCAUUUUA
Umbelopsis ramanniana AG is the source of this 2368-nucleotide messenger RNA. RefSeq lists its product as uncharacterized. Gene Ontology annotation, cellular component: intracellular anatomical structure; spliceosomal complex. NCBI's taxonomy places the organism in Eukaryota, Fungi, Mucoromycota, Umbelopsidomycetes, Umbelopsidales, Umbelopsidaceae. Gene Ontology annotation, molecular function: ATP binding; RNA helicase activity; RNA binding. The transcript is spliced from 3 exons. The record is from RefSeq and is a predicted model, not a curated record. Bases 49 to 2298 code for a protein of 749 amino acids.